CACAUCUCAAAUCUCACACACGAAGCAUAGAUUAACGAAGUGAACCAGCUCGCGACAACCGUCAUUUUUCAAAUCGCAACCGGCGAUAAACUUCGCGAUAAUCGUACCGCGAUCACAACGAAAAUGAGUGACAAAAAAGUGAAACUAAAAUUUGUGAUGGAUAACUGACUGAAACGCGGACGCUAGACAGUGCCUUACCUGAACCUUCGUGAUUCUCAACUUCACCAACAUGCCCCUUCACUACACCUCCAACAAUUUCAAAACGAACUUUCUGAUAACUGUCAAAAAACUCCUAGGCCCAGGCAACAAAGCCCUAGCCUACUUCCUCAUCAUCUGCCUCUUGAUCCCUCACACCUUCAGUGACAGACAUUCCAACAGAUCCAACAGUAUAGAGAAGCGGAAAUACCAAGGCUCCGCUGGCUCGGAGCCUGAGCCUGAGGCCUCAGGGUGCCACAACUGCCGGAUGAUGCGGGAAGAGCUGAAGCAGCGUAAUCUCAUGGUGAUCAAAGAGGAGAUCUUGAGGAGGAUAGGUUUCCAGGAGGCGCCUAAUAUGACGGGCAAGGCUCUGCCUCAGGUGCCUGAGGCUUUUUUGGCGCAGAUUGAGGAACAGAAUGGGGGGAUGCUGGGGGACCAGCCUUACGGUGGGGCGGGGGUGACUGUGACUGAGGAGGAGGAGGACUAUUUUACCAAGACAGAGAAGAUUUUGACUUUUGCACAAACAUAUCCAAGACUGAGGCAUAGAGGCCGUGACAUAAUCCACUUCACGUUCAGCGACAGCAUCACCAAGUACCAGGUGAGCAAUGCGACGCUCUCCAUCUACAUCAAAGGUACUGAGAGGCGGCAGCCUCAAGACGUCAUCAUCGAGGUCUUCAAGAUCGAGAAGGCGACGGAUCACGCCGAGCCCACCUCUUUCCACAGGGUGUUGGGCAAAAAGAUGCGCCAGCCAAUCGGCAAAGGCGAGUGGGUGCAGUUGGAUUUCAGCGAGACCGUUUCCGAAUGGUUCAAAGCACCGAAAGACAACCACGGGUUCGUAGUCAAUGCCACUGUGAACGGCAAGAAAGUGGUUGUCACCGAGUUAAGUGUAGAUAAAGGAAAGAAGAUGCCAUACGUGGAAAUAUCCACAGUCCAAUCCAAGCGACGCGUUCGCCGCAACAUCGGCCUCAACUGCGACGAUCAUUCGCGCGAGCCCAUUUGCUGUCGGUACCCGCUGGAAGUGGACUUCGAACUGCUGGGCUUGGACUUCAUCAUCGCUCCCAAGCGGUACAACGCGUACAUGUGUGCGGGGGAGUGCUCCUACGUCACGCUGCAGAAGUACGCGCAUACGCACUUGAAACAGAUCGCGAUGCCUGGAGGUUUGCCUCCAUGUUGUACACCGCGUAAGGUCGGCAGCAUUUCCAUGUUGUACUAUGACGACGAGCUCAACGUGCUUCUCGGGUCGCUGCCUGGGAUGGUGGUGGAAAGGUGUGGGUGUUUGUAGAAUGUAGAGGUGAUGAACGUAAAAAAGUGACUUGAAACUAAUCGACAAUUGGCUAGGAAGAUGUGGAAGAGGCAUUGUUAUAUAUUGAUCUGAACUUUUAUUUAAAUUGGAACUUGUUUGUUACCAAAUGAACAUUGUGGUAUACGAGUGUGAACAAUUCUCUUCAAUUUCGAACUCAGAACGUUUUAUAUGAAUUUCAAUUCUCUGAAGUCAUAUUAAUAUGCACUGAGAACAAUUGAGGAUUGUAUCAAAGUUUGACAAAUCAGUGAAGUCUGAUAGUUCAUCAAGAACGGAAUUGUAGAGGUGAUGAACUUGAAAAAGUAACAUGAAACUAAUGAACGACUAACUUGGGAGAGGCCUUGUUGUAUUUUCUGUAUUAAUUUAGAACUUUUAUACGUAUUAAAAUUUGGUUAUUACCAAAUGCAGAUUUUGUGGUGCGAGUUCGAACAAUAUUUUCAAUUUUUAAUGCAGACCGUUCUCUAUAGAUUUGAAUCUCUGGAAUUAUCGAGAACAUGAUAAUAUGCACAGAAAGAAUUUUGGAUUGUAUAAAUGGUUGACAAAUCAGUGAAGUCCAAUAGUUCCUCAGGAACAAAUAUCUAGAUGUGAUGAACAAGAAAAAAUUACUUGAUACUGAUGAAAGAUUGGCUAAGGAGAAGUGGUAGAGACGUUGUGUUAUUUGUAUUUAUAUUAUUUUGAACUCUCAUUUGAAUUCGAACUUGGUUAUUACCAAAUGCUGAUUGUGUUACCGAACAAUACUCUUCAACUUUGAAUCAAAACAAUAAUCUGGUAAGAGCGUAUCUGAACCCAGCAUAUCUCAACCAGAUCAGAAAUUAGCGCAAUCUCACCUCGAGCAGAUCGAAUAAUCUGCUGUCGGUACCCACUGGCAGUAGUCUUCGAACUGCUCGGCUUUGACUUCAUCAUCUCUCCCAAGCGAUACAACGCGUAUACCCGUUACCACCGAUACAACCAGGCCAGCAGACUCUGACGUAAACAACUCGUGACGUCACCCAGAGAGGCCAGUGUUUUAUUUCAUCGCUUGUCGACUAACGCGUCAGUUCGUGUUGAUUCAUCGGUGAUUCACGUAUGUUUUUGAAACGGUCCCGAAUCCUUUUGUUGUUUAUUCAUCAAAAUAAUUGGCGGAAAAAUUACUGUUUUGUGAAAUAUUUUGUGUUGUGAUCGGCAAAAUAACCAUGCCUUUCAAGUGUUGUGUUUCCUUUUGUCGGGGGAAUUAUGUGGGUGGUUCAAAAGUUCAUACUUUUAGUUUCCCGUUGGACGAGGAGCUAUCGAAAAUGUGGGUAUAUGCAAUUCACCGCGAGGAUUUUACUCCAUCUAAGUUCAGUAGUAAACAGAGCUCAAUUUAUAAUGAUGAAUCAAUAAUAGAAGACAAUUACUCUCUAAUAAAGAGUAUAAGUAGAGGAAAAAUAGAAAAGCUUUGAUUGUGCAGUUAGUUUUGUAUUCGUUUAUUAUAGUCAACAAAAUCAUCUCUGAAUUCGAGGAAAUUUUCUUGAAUGUUCAUAAUAAACGGGCAUUUUUAAUUCUCAUUCUCAAAUUUCUUUCUGAAAACGGUCAUUUAUCGGUGGUAACGGUAUACCGCGUAAAAUCGAAAGCAUUCUCAUGUUGUACUAUAUGACGACGAGCUCAACGUGGAACUUGGGUCGCCGCCUGGGAUGGUUGUAGAAAGGUGUGGUUGUUUGUAGAAUGUAGAGGUGAUGAAUGUAAAAAAGUGACCUGAAACUGAUAGGCAAUUAGCUGGGGAGCUGGGGAGAUGUGGUAGAGUCAUUGUUAUGUUUUCUGUACUGAUCUGAACUUUCAUUUGAAUUGGAACUUGGUUGUUACCAAAUGCUGAUCGUGUAGUACGACUUUGAACAAUACUCUUUAAUUUCGAAUUCUGAACGUUUUCCAUCAAUUUUAUUUCUCUCAAGUCGCCGGGUACAUAUCAACAUGCACUGAGAACAAUUGAGGAUUGUAUCAAAGGAUGAAAAAUAAGUACAGUCCGAUAGUUUCACUAAAACAAACUUGUAGAGAUGAUGAACGUGAAGAAGUGACAUGGAACUAAUGUACUACAUGCUAAAAUUGUUCUAAAAUUGUUCUAUCCGUCAUUCGGUUGCCCCCUUACGAGCAACCCUCAGAAGUCUUCGAGAGUCUCGUGCGAGCAAGGAAUGACGGGGGCCUUACCUUUUAACGUGUGAUCCCAAACACUUUCUUGGGCCAUCAGAAAAAUUUCUGCAGUCGACGGGAAUCGAACCCACGACCGGCAAGCGAAUGCGGAUUAGAAUAUGCUAGGGAAAUGUGGCAGAAAACUUGAUGAUGACGCAAUAGAGAUUGUGUAAAAUGAGUCCGAACAAAAGGUACUCUCCAAUUUUGAAUUUGGAAAGUUUCCUAUAAAGUUCAAUUCUCUGAAGUCGAAAACAUAAUAAUAUUCCCUAAGAUACGUUGAAAUAUCCCUUGAACCUUUAGGAAUUCGGAAAAUUGCUAUUUUCAUAUCAAAGGAGCAGAAGUACCUUUCGGUUUUCUCCCGCUUGUGAUUGAAAGAAUUCUUGCUCCCAGGAUAUACAUACAGUGUCUUUCAUAAAGUUGGAAUCCUAAUAUGGGUGAAACAUGUGAUGAGAAAGCAUUUCGAAAAUCGACUAAGCCAUUGGUUCAUGUUUAAAAAAAAUCCCUACCUGGUCGAGAUCACAUAACUUUCGCUACUAGUCAAAAAUUGAGUCUUAAAUUUGAACGUUCAAUAACAACUUUCAGUUUUUGAUACUUUUUUCUACGAAAUGUAUGUGAUAUAAAAUGAAAAUAGCACCGACAAAACUGUUUCAUACCAGUAGCUUUAUUCCUAAUUCCAAAAAGUAUAGGUUUUUCCUCUCGUGUGCCUUGAGAGAUGAAAAAUCAUCGACUAAAAUGAUGCCAGAGUCACA
Phaedon cochleariae (mustard beetle) is the source of this 4383-nucleotide messenger RNA. Lineage: Eukaryota; Metazoa; Arthropoda; Insecta; Coleoptera; Chrysomelidae. The record is from the annotation of a GenBank genome assembly.